CAACACUGUUGUAUAUAAACAGAACACAGUCUGUUGUCGGCUUGUUUUUAAAAUUAGUUUUCGAUUUAAGUACUUUUAAAUGUGGAAUCAUGCGAGUGAUCGUGGUAGAAAUGUAAAAUGAAGCAUUUCAGAACUUAUAACAGUUUUGAUUUUUAUCUUUUCUUUAGUUGAUCUGUUGAAUUAACUUGUAAUGUCUUUAAUGAGAGGGUUAAGAAAUGUAUGCUUGUCUGCACAUCGGAGGUAUUGUUUGGAGGAAUUGUACAGAUUCCGUUUUUCAUCCUGUAACUUCAGUGUUUGUAACGUACAACGAAGAGGGAAGAAAGAUGAAAACAGUUUGUCAACUGUUUUUAUUCCUAUCCCUGUCAAACCUAACCCCGACGAUAUCAACGUGGGCCAAGAACUCACCGGAUCUGUGAAUAAAGCUGAUUUGUUGAAACUUCUAAACAAGUUUUAUCAGAAACGAGAAAUUAAAUUGUUAGCUCAAGAAAAUGGAUUGGAUAGUUAUCUCCUGCACCAAGCGUACGUCAGCUUCCGCCGGUACUGCCUGGAGGCCGAGGUGCUGCCGGUGGACCUCCACGUGGUGGUCAGCGACAUCCUGCAAGGGGCGGGGCACGUCGACGACAUCUUCCCCUACUUCCUGCGCCACGCCAAGCAGAUAUUCCCGCACCUCGAGUGCAUGGACGACCUGAAGAAGAUCAGCGACUUGAGGACGCCUGCCAACUGGUACCCCGCCGCUCGGGCCAUCACCAGGAAGAUAGUGUUCCACGCCGGGCCGACCAACAGCGGUAAGACGUACCACGCGCUGGAGAGGUUCCUGGCGGCCAAGUCCGGGGUGUACUGCGGGCCCCUGAAGCUGCUCGCCUCGGAGGUCUUCAACAAAGCCAACGACAGGGGAACACCAUGUGACCUGGUGACAGGAGAGGAGAGGCGGUUUGCCAGCAAGGAUGGCACUCCAGCGAAUCAUGUGUCUUGUACGGUUGAGAUGACAUCAGUGAAUGUUCCUUAUGAAGUGGCGGUGAUCGACGAGAUACAGAUGAUGCGGGACGCCGGCCGGGGCUGGGCCUGGACCAGAGCCCUCCUCGGGGUCGUCGCGGAGGAGAUCCACCUCUGCGGGGAGGAGGGGGCGGUCGACCUCGUGCAUUCCCUCAUGACCACCACUGGCGAGGACGUCGAGGUGCGCCGGUACCGCCGCCUGACGGAACUGGCGGUGGAGGACCGGGCCCUGGGCUCCCUGGACGCAGUGCGGCCCGGCGACUGCAUCGUCUGCUUCAGCAAGAACGACAUUUACAGCGUGUCGCGCGGCGUCGAGGCGCGCGGGCAGGAGGUAGCCGUGAUCUACGGCGGCCUGCCGCCGGGCACCAAGCUGGCUCAGGCGCACAAGUUCAACGACCCCACCAACCCGUGCAAAGUGAUGGUGGCCACCGACGCCAUCGGCAUGGGCCUCAACCUGAGCAUAAGGCGAGUGGUGUUCCACUCGCUCAUCAAGCCGGUGGUCAAUGAAAAGGGGGAGAAGGAGAUGGACACGAUAUCUGUCUCACAAGCACUUCAGAUAGCCGGGCGCGCCGGCAGAUAUGGCACCCAGUUUGACAAGGGCUUUGUGACGACCUUCAAGUCGGAGGACCUGCCCACUCUACGCCAUCUGCUCUCGCAGGUUCCGGAAGUGAUCACGAAAGCCGGUCUCCACCCCACCGCGGACCAGAUCGAGCUGUAUGCGUAUCACCUUCCCAACUCCACCCUAUCUAACCUCAUGGACAUAUUCGUGAGCUUGUCGACGGUGGACGACUCGCUGUACUUCAUGUGCAACGUGGAAGACUUCAAGUUCCUGGCCGACAUGAUCCAGCAUGUGCAGCUGCCCCUGAGGGCGCGCUACGUGUUCUGCUGCGCGCCCAUCAACAGGAAGAUGCCCUUCGUCUGCACUAUGUUCCUCAAGUUUGCACGUCAGUAUAGCAGGAACCAGGCGCUGACGUUUGACUGGCUGUGUCGCAGCAUCGGCUGGCCUUUCACCUCUCCCAAGACCAUCAUAGAUCUCGUCCACCUGGAGGCUGUUUUUGAUGUUUUGGACCUUUACCUCUGGCUUAGCUACAGGUUCAUGGACCUGUUCCUGGACGCCGCGCUGGUGCGGGACAUGCAGCGCGAGCUGGACGCAAUCAUCCAGGAGGGGGUGUUCCAGCUGACAAGGCUGCUGCGCAACUCCGAGACGGGCGCGAGCUCCGGCGCGGUCGCCGCCGACGACGACGACCGCUUCACGUUGCAGCACCGGCGACAGGCCUACCUGCGAGACGAGAAGUCCGAUAUCAGAGGGCCUGUGGGCAGAGGGAAGCUGACGGAGAGAUUGCUUGCUCAAGGGUUGCUGACCCCCAACAUGCUGCAGGAACUUCGCAAGGAGUGGAAGCAGAGUGAUGCUGACGACAGUACAGAGGAUUUUACGUCGAAACCAACUACAAAAGAUAGAAAAAAAAGGAGAAAGUAAUAUUUCCAUGUUUUUAAUACUAUAAAUAAAAUGUUUUGUUUCUA
Messenger RNA from Bacillus rossius redtenbacheri, 2514 nucleotides. RefSeq names its product ATP-dependent RNA helicase SUV3 homolog, mitochondrial (gene Suv3). The coding region runs from base 191 to 2470 and encodes 759 amino acids. Gene Ontology annotation, biological process: mitochondrial RNA 3'-end processing; RNA catabolic process. The transcript has 13 exons. Gene Ontology annotation, cellular component: mitochondrial degradosome. The record is from RefSeq and is a predicted model, not a curated record. Gene Ontology annotation, molecular function: RNA helicase activity; hydrolase activity, acting on acid anhydrides; ATP binding. Lineage: Eukaryota; Metazoa; Arthropoda; Insecta; Phasmatodea; Bacillidae.